UUCUGGAUGAGAGAUGUUACGGAUUCAACAUGAUCUGGGUCAUCCAUGUAAAGGUCAACCAGUCCAUUGGAACACCAUCUACCGGACUUUUGCACGCACGGUGCAUCCACAGGACUGACAUAGUACUAAGGGACCGUUUGGACACAUUUCACAAUCUUGGGAUAGUGUCGGUGCCCGAGGAAGUGCAGGCUGAACAACUUAGCUCUCUUGUGCUACGCGUUCUCUAUCGUCUGCGAUCACUAUCAGAACAAACUCCGUUUGACACUGCAACCUUUUCCUAUGCACUCCCACUCCUUGCACAGGUGUUACUGAAGGGUGGUGUAGACGCCGGCCAAGAUGAUGGCGAUAAAACAUUCGAGCAAAUAACUCUCGUGCUCAACAUCAUUAAGCUUCACUGCAGCGAAUUUUCGGAUGCAGCAUUUCCCCGAACAGCAACCGUGGAGCAUGUCCUCUAUGCCAUAAGGCAUCAGCCACGACUUAGCAAGGAAGCAUUAUCUGUUCUCAUUGACCUCAGAGAGGCUGUGCAGUCGAAUGCGACCCGCGAUGAGGUCGGUGUGCUCAUUGAUGGUACACUAUUGCAAGAGGUCUACUUCAGGAAUGCAUGUCUACAAGCCAUCCAGGUCAGCAUCGUUUUCUUGCAGUUUGCAUUACUUGUGUUCAUCGUUUUUGUAGCCAUUCGAUUUGACCGAUCUCGAUUGAAUGCCCGUCUCGCUAAUUAUGCGUGGGAGGAUAAUGGCUUGGAUGUGCCAGAAGACUUCCUUGACAAGCUCAUGAGCUAUCUCGAGCACAACAAUGCGUACGUUCGAACCAGCACGGCAUUGGCCAUUGCGGAGGCUACUUCUAACGGGAAACGGUAUGAUUCUUUAUCUUUCUUUACGCGCUCGGCUCUAAUCAGUUUGAAGGCUAAAAUUCUUGCACCCGAGUUCGACCAAUACGGCAUGGUUAUUGCUUCUAGCCUCGAUCGCUCCGAUCCAUGGGCUACCCAAGCGGCAGCGGCCCUUGCAUUUGAGCACUUGGCUCCGUCAUUCACGGAGGACCAGGUUGAACCGUUCUUCGUAUUCUUGAUCAAGGAUGAAGCAUUAGGUGGCAGGUCAUUGGACGUGCGCCGCAGCAUGCUUCGAGCUGGAGCUGAUGUGAUCGAUAUCCAUGGCUCCAAGCGGCUUGCAGGGCUACUCUCGACUUUUGAAGAACAUCUAGGUGGCUCGAGUGCUGCGAAUGAAACUGGGGAUCAAAUCAAGGAAGCCGUUCUCAUUCUGUUUGGACGAGUUGCGGGGCAUCUAGAUGCCUCGGAUACAUGCAUUCCCAGCAUUGUCGACCAACUGGUCGAAGCACUCAAGACUCCGAGGAUAAGAAGUGUUUUGAGACGUGUCAAGGCGUAA
This is a messenger RNA of Suillus fuscotomentosus, 1379 nucleotides long. RefSeq lists its product as uncharacterized. The transcript is spliced from 8 exons. Gene Ontology annotation, biological process: cellular response to amino acid starvation; regulation of translation. Lineage: Eukaryota; Fungi; Basidiomycota; Agaricomycetes; Boletales; Suillaceae. Gene Ontology annotation, cellular component: cytosol. The record is from RefSeq and is a predicted model, not a curated record. Gene Ontology annotation, molecular function: protein kinase regulator activity. Bases 30 to 1379 code for a protein of 449 amino acids.